AUGUCAUUUAACUCACCAUUUUGGGAUUUCUUUGAUAACAUCAACGAUGAAGUUGAUCAAUUCAAUCGUUUAUUAGCUUCCAAUGGUUAUGAUGAUCGUGUUAGAGUUUCACCUUCAUCAACAAAAGCUGUAACUCAAGGAAAUGAAAAAGAUCAACAAGCUGUUACCAAAUCAUCUGCCCCAAAGAAAAAUGAAAGAUCAUUAGUCUUCCCAAGUUUGUUCAAUUCACCAAGUUUUUUUUCAUCAAACUUUGAUGUUGUUCCUCCUGUUGAUAUUUUGGAUAAUGAAGAUAACUAUGAAUUACACGUUUCAAUUCCAGGUGCUGAAAAAGAUAAAAUCAAUCUUGAUUUCAAUGCUGAUAAAAAUCAAGUCACAAUCAGUGGUGAAAUCCCUGCACAUACCGAUGAUAAGAAUUUGAAAGUUAAUGAACGUUCAAGUGGUAAAUUUGAACGUCAUAUAAGUUUACCAUCCAGUCCAAAAUUAGAUGAAAACAACAUCAAGGCUAAUUAUGCUAAUGGUGUUUUAACUUUGAAGAUUCCAAAAUUAUCCAAAGAGAAAUCCAACACUCGUCGUAUUGAAAUUAGCUCAUCUGAAACUUGGGGAUCAGAUGAUUCUGCUGAAUCCAAACAAUAA
Hansenula anomala is the source of this 633-nucleotide messenger RNA. RefSeq names its product chaperone protein HSP26 (gene HSP26). The record is from RefSeq and is a predicted model, not a curated record. NCBI's taxonomy places the organism in Eukaryota, Fungi, Ascomycota, Saccharomycetes, Phaffomycetales, Wickerhamomycetaceae. Gene Ontology annotation, biological process: response to heat; response to salt stress; response to hydrogen peroxide. The coding region runs from base 1 to 633 and encodes 210 amino acids. The transcript has a single exon.